AUGAAAGGAAACGGCAAAAUCGCAUUCUGUGCUCUGUUACUAUUUACCAUCUUUAACAUCCAAGCAAGAAGAAGCAGCCGACUUUUGGAGGGCACCACCUUAAGGAGCGCGGAAAACAACUGGAAUAGAAGAGACAUGAAUCCCAAUCAUCCCUGUGCAUGCAACUGUAAAUUGAAAGCACGGAAUGGAUCUUUUAAGUUCAUUAAUUUCGGGGAAAGUAGGAAGACAAAUUAUAUGAAGAAUGUGGGGCACCCAUCCACAAUGCAUCUUCCUGCGCGUUUUUCAAGACACAUGCCGAAUAAAGAUUCUCACAAAAGUGGAUUCCCCUCGUUACAAAAGAGAAGCGGACUUACACUCAGUCUAUCCAUGCGGGGUGCUAUGAGGUGUUCCUUUCUUUUUAACAGACCUGAUGUGUUCCGCUGGAAUUAUGAGCGAAGGCUGAACAGUGCCCAGAAGAAUUGCACAUCGGAAGGUGGAAACUUUGUGGCACCCCAAAAGGUGGAGUCAUUGCCGCCCCAUCCUGUCAGGUACAAAUAUGCCCCCCCUUGGGGCCAAGCGAGCACAGGAACGGAGUACACCGGAUGGGGGAAUAUUACAACACGUGACUUCUCUCUGUCUGCACUGCCACGGGGCGGCGCCGCGCUUGUAUCUUCCCCGACAGUGGACCCCACCUCUACAAUUGCUUCCAUCUCGGAAGUUCCCCACGUGGGAGGAAAUUUAUACACACCCAGCGUGGUGGACCAGCGGGGCACAGACGAUACAAGUGACCCCCCCCGCAGUGCAACCUACGGGUCACCCCUCAGAACAACUGAGGGUUGUAGUUGGGUUGAGGCUCCAGCGGAUGUUUGCAACAGAAGUGGAGCCAAAAUUGGAAAGAGAAGCGGUGCCCAAUCUGUUACCGAAUCUGCUACCCAGCCCUCCGAAGGAGGAAGAAAGAGAAAACCGGUUCUGUCCGAGGAGGCCAAACGAAACAUGCGAGAAAAACUUGCAGCCAUUAUGCGGAGCAAAUGGAGGGACCCAGAAUUCCGCAAAAAGAUGAUGAGGUCUUUUAAGAAGAGGGGCCUUGAACACAACAAGAAAAUAUCGGAGGCUGUCAAAAACAAAUGGAAAAAUGACAUGAAUUAUAAACAGAAAACGCUGGAUGGCCAACGGAGGUACUUCAUCAGACGAUAUAAAAAUAAGGAGAUACUUCCCAUUUCAGAUAAAACGAGGGAGAAAAUAUCGAAAGCUAUGAAGCAAUACUGGGCGAACAGAAAUAAAUUCGCAAAAACGAAAAUUAACAAUUUGCAGCACGUCCAGAAGCGGAAGAAAAAGCACAAGAAGGUUUGGGAAGAUAUUUACUCUCUUAUAUUAAAUCAGAAGGUUGGAGACUUCGGCGGAUAUCAGUCGUCUCUGCACCACAACUUGUCGAUUAAUUUGCAGGCCGCGCUUAGCUGA
Messenger RNA from Plasmodium inui San Antonio 1, 1437 nucleotides. RefSeq lists its product as hypothetical. The transcript has a single exon. Bases 1 to 1437 code for a protein of 478 amino acids. Lineage: Eukaryota; Apicomplexa; Aconoidasida; Haemosporida; Plasmodiidae. The record is from RefSeq and is a predicted model, not a curated record.